Messenger RNA from Archocentrus centrarchus (flier cichlid), 5274 nucleotides. Its product is annotated as E3 ubiquitin/ISG15 ligase TRIM25-like. The record is from RefSeq and is a predicted model, not a curated record. Bases 138 to 2141 code for a protein of 667 amino acids. The transcript has 11 exons. Lineage: Eukaryota; Metazoa; Chordata; Actinopteri; Cichliformes; Cichlidae. Gene Ontology annotation, molecular function: zinc ion binding; protein binding.
CAGGAACUGUGGACUGUGGACUGUGUGUCACACGGCAGCUUUAAUUAAACGUACAAGUUAAUCGAUACGGACUGCGUUAUUCUGUUCGAACUGUGCACCUCAAGGAGUCCAGCCUCCUCAUUCAUAUCAGUCCCAUCAUGGCCGAAGUGGACGAGACUCAGUUUUCUAUCAUGAGUCUGGAGGAUGAGCUGACCUGCAGCAUCUGUCUGAGCACCUUUGACCUCCCGGUGACCAUCCCCUGCGGACACAACUUCUGCCAGGACUGCCUGCUCGCCACCUGGAAGGACUCCUACAACUGUCCUCAGUGUCGGACCCUGUUCGCCACCAAACCGGAGCUGAAGAAAAACACGGUCCUCACCGCCGUCGUGGAGACAUUCAAAGUGAGGUCGAGCAAGAGCGAAGCCAGCCUGAGUAGAGAAGCGAGCGAACCGAAGAAAAAAGAUGUCAUCCGCUGUGAUACAUGCAUGGAAGCAGAGGCGUCGAAGACCUGCCUCACCUGCAUGGCGUCAUACUGUGAGGAGCACCUGCGCCCUCACCGGGACAACCCCGUUUUCCGUCUUCACCACCUGAGCGAGCCUGUGGGGGACCUGUUGGAGCGCAUCUGCACCGACCACCACAAGCUGAUGGAGCUCUUCUGCACCCAGCAUGACCGGCCGAUCUGCAGCUUCUGUCUCCAACAGGUCCACAAAGGCUGCCCCUUCACGACCCCCGAUGAGCAAAGGAGCCUGAAAGAGUCCGACCUGAGAGGCAAGUUGAGUUUGUUAGACGGGAAGAUUGUGAAAAAUGAGAGCAUCAUAUUUGAAAUGAAGGACAUGCAGAACAAGCUAAAGGACAUGGCGACCAACAAGAAGAGAGCUCUGACAGCUGAGUAUCAGCAGAUGCGAGAGAUGCUGGCCCAAGAGGAGCGCGAUGCUCUGACCUCAGUGGACCGAGAGGUGGAGACCGGUCAGACCAAACUCAGGGUUCUUAUGAAGAAGUUCAGCGACAACGUUGAUAACUUGAACAAAGCUAAAGAAGACAUCCACAGCCUGCUGAGUCGGUCACAGACCCUGGCCUUCCUGCAGGCACCUUCUGACCUCCCCCAAGCUGUUAACUUUGACCCUUACUCCCCUAAAAUCAACCUGGACUCCAAGAAAGUUUUGGCAUCGCAGGCCUUCGCUGCUGCCCUGAAGGGGCUUCUGACAGAGAUCGUCAAACAGCCCGUCGAGACCCGACUGCCAUUAAGUAAACCAGAUGUUAAUCCUGGUAUUUUGGCAGCUGCUGAAAAACCAGGUUCAUCUGUAGGGUUAAAACCUUUGAUAUUUGGAAGUUUUCCUGGGCUGGAGUUCCCUUCAGGUCCCCCUAAACUCCCCAGGUCUCACAGUCCAGGUCCUCCAGCCAAAUCAGCCCAGAAGAAAAAGACUCAAAAAACCAAACCUAAAGAUCCUCAGUCCACUGGGAACGAUAUGGGAAAUAGGAUUAAUGCCCAUUCAAUGGAAAACCUGCUGGACUUGGGCUGGAAGGAGAAACCCAGAGGUCGUCCUCUGGCAGCUGAACCCAAACAUAAACCAGAAACUCCAGAUAUUCCCCCGGACAUAAGCUCAGCUGAAAAGAGAAGUGAACUUCUGAAAUUUGGCACAGUGCUCACUUUCAAUCCGAGAACCGCCCAUAGACGCAUCGCACUGACUGAGAACUUCACUAAGGCCUCGGUGUCAGAUGAGCACGUAAACUACCCCGACUGCCCCGACCGCUUUGCUGUCUGCUCCCAGGUGCUCGCCUCCAAGGGUUUCUCUACAGGGCGCCACUACUGGGAGGUGCGACUGAGCAGCAGCAACUUCGUCGGCAUAGGCUUGGCUUACAACAGCAUCGACCGCAAGGGACCCACCAGUCGACUGGGCCGCAACGCCCAGUCCUGGUGUGUCGAGUGGUUUAACGUCAAGCUGUCAGUGUGGCACAACAGCAGCGAGACUGUGCUCGCCAAUCCCAAUCCGAAGCGCGUAGGCGUGCUGUUGGAUUGUGAGGCGGGCACGGCGACGUUCUAUAACGUGGCUGACAGGGCGUAUCCCUUCCACUCCUUCAUGUUCCCCUUUGCUGAAGCUGUCUAUCCGGCCUUCUGGAUUUUCUCUAAUGGCUCCUCCAUUUCUUUGUGCAAGCUGCAGUAAUGAGUAACAUACAGUCAGCCAGCGGUCCCACUGUUAAAGGUACCCUGUGGAGUUUUCCUGUAAGCAACAAUAGUUAUAGUAACUAUAUAGCUGUAUAAUACUUAUCACAUUUUUUUCUAUGCUGAGGUCUAAAAGUGUAGGAAAAAAUUGAUUUUAAAAUGGAUUAACCAAUUAACAUUGUUAGCAAGCUGCCUUCUUUUUCACUAGCUGUGUAGGUGUUGGCUGCUGCAUUUGUUGGUAUGUUGGAUAUAUAUCAAUAAAUAUCGAUGAAACUAAAUCAUGCGCAUGUGCUAACAGACAGAAACUCCAGAGGGUACCUUUCAUCAUUGAGUGUUUAUUAGAAAUUUUCUCUACAUAAAAUGAUACAAAAUGAUAUAAAAUAAAUGGAGCAAGGAAAAAAAAUAUUAAUAAGGUAAACUAAUAAUUAGUAAUAAAUCAAAUUUAGAAUGUUUGGAGCAGCAAAAAAAUGAACCCGGCAUAUUUUUCACCUCAGGAGCUGAUAGGUUACCUGAGGGCAGGUAUAACCUUUCUUUAAACCAUUGUUGCUGUUGGAGGAAAAUAAUUCUCUUUGCACAGCUGAUCAGGAUUUAUGUACAGGUCGAAUAUCACCGUCUCACAUAAGAUAUUUAGUUCUUUUCGUGCAGAUUAACCAGGACUGUCGCUCUAGUCGUCACAUCUUGGAAUAUUUCUGACUUGUCGAGCCUCUGACUAAACAUCCACCCUGCUGCAGUAAAGACGACAGUUUAAUGCACAGAAGCUCCAAAUAAUGCCGCAGUGCAUAAUAUCAGUGCCGGACUUUGGCAGCUAACUGCCACUGCUGUUGCAGUCAGUGCUAACAAUGCAUUAUCGUCCUGAGUGUUGAGGGUGAGAAACAUGCAGCUAUAUGUGCGCCGUCCAAAUACUUAAUGUGCGCCGCUGCAUGCAGUUGUACUUAUCGAACUCAAAAUGGUAAAAGUGAGGAAAUACUCGACUUGAGACAGGACAUGAACGUCCUGAUUACAAGUGCUUUCUGUACACUGCUUAGUACCGAUCAGUUGGAUCUGGGGAAUACAUGGUGGUGGUUUCUCUGUGCAGUCUGAUUGGUAGGCAGACAGCUGAAGUGGAUAUCAGAAAUUAAUGGCAUGUCAUAGCUGAUGUCAUUAGUUUUUGUUAGCUAUGCUGGCUGUGAUGCACAGCAGCUGAAUUCAAUAAGAUGAAGCUGUCUUGAAACACAGGAAAAGCUCCUCCUUGUGUUUUCUGGUGACUGCGAUGCAUGUAUAUGUUGUAGUCAUUUAUGAAAAGUAUUGAAAACCAAAAAUGUUUUGCCUUGAAGUUGAAAAAAGCAGGAUAAAAAACAAACAUCAGGCCCACUUGUUGCUUCAUUUUCCCACCAAUAAACUCAAAAGAAGACAAAAAAAAAUUACAUGUGUGUGUGUAUAUAUAAAAAAAUUAUACAAGUUCACUUACCUGGCAGGGUUUCCUUGUGGUGGUCUUUCAGAAAUUUGCUAUCCUUCUUGCUUUUCUACAGUUACUACUGACAUACCAUAUGUUGUGUGUCCUGUACAUGCUGUGCAGAUUAUCCAUCAUCACUGUAGCACAGGUGCAACUACAGCUGGAUCAAGACGUGAAUCUACCAGCUCAGCACAUGUUUACAGUGUUUUGAUAUCGAUUCUGCUCCACUUUGUUUUGGAGUGUGGGAAUUAAAGUCAUAGGACUGGGUGAUGCAGCAGUCUUUCAUGAUAUGAACAAUGUAUGGUGACCUUAAAGAUUUCUAUAAGUUCAGAAUCCUCCAGCAUUACUUUGUGAAUUGGAAAAACAGCAAAUAUUAAAAAAUGAUCUGUAAACGCCUGCCAGAAGUUUGUCUUCUGCAGCCAAACUGACUGCCAUUAGUCGGUUCCUAAAUGUAUAUUUCUGUGAUAUGAUUGGCUGUUCAAUGUGCACAAGCACCACCCCCUACAAACUGUGUAUGGCACCAUAUAUUUUAAAUGUCGUGGACAGUCUGAACAUACAGUAAGAUAAUAUACACUGUUGCUUGUAUCACCGGGCUCUAAAUGCUCACUUCUUUCAGCUGAUGGGAACAGAAGUCAUGUUUUCUGUUUUCAUCACAUUCUGAAAGUCUCUCUUCUGUUUUUCUAUUCGGGUUGUUUUUAGGGUAUUUUGCCUUAAAUGAUGGAGUUUGAGUCAGAUGAUAUGAUGGGAGUCACAGAUGACCCCGCAGAUGCCGUCCUGGGCUAGAUAUGAUCCUGGGAUGUCAUGAUUGCAUGGGGAUGCCCCAUAGAAAUAAAAUGCAUUUUUUUCCCUAUGGCAGGCACAUUAAACCAAAAAGCCUUGUCGGCUUUUCCUAAGGUGGAGGGAAGGUAGUAAAACGUACAGUCUCAGAGGGGUAAAUUAUUUGUUGUAUGAUACAAAGUUUACCCCGGCCUGUGAGAACAGCGGCUCGCUUCCUGAUGUGGCGUCACUGCGGUCCAUCAGGUGUUAAAGUGGUAAUAUGGUGAUCACUUUAAAUCAGAGCAUCUUACAGAAAUGAAGUGUCAAACCUCUUCGUCGCACAUUAACAGUGAAGUUAAGCAUCACGGCUCCUCUGACUUUUUGACAAAGUUAGACUAAACUUUACUGCAUUUAAAAGGUUCAGAAGAGAAGACAGACUGAGUGAUAAACAGAAUAUUUUUAGGUGGUGUACUGAUAGUGCCGAACCUGAUCUGAACCUGUGUGGUUAAAACUGCUUAUCACAAUGAAGACUUUUGGGAAGGAAGGGUUUUAGAAACCAUCAAUGCCUUUCCUGAACCAUGGUGACACUUCUGAGUACUCUUACUACCUUAAGCAUAAAUCACUUUAUAGGGGUGUGUAGAUUUAUACAUUUAUUUCCUGUAGCUUCUGUUUUUGAUUGUAACAUGCAUCCUAGUUUAAGCAGACUCCAGCAGCGCCCCAGCAUCGUGUUGAUUUUGUCCACUGAAUUGUAGUUCAUGCUUCUUUGUGUCACAUAGAUGGUUGUAGCAGUAUCUUGUGGUGUCAGUCUUUGAAAAAAGCAGUGCAUUAUAUGAAGGGUGUUCUUGUUGUAUUCUGUAUACUGUUGCUAUAAUGCAUUUUGUUUAAUCAAAAACUGUAUCAUAAAUUAACCAGUGAUUAUUUCCAAUAAAGGUUUUUCUGUCUCUGA